Cherax quadricarinatus is the source of this 1813-nucleotide messenger RNA. The record is from RefSeq and is a predicted model, not a curated record. Lineage: Eukaryota; Metazoa; Arthropoda; Malacostraca; Decapoda; Parastacidae.
AAUACUUGUGUACUGUGCAUAUCAUUCCAAGUGAGUAAGUGCUCUAUUGUGUUACUUCCACAGGCCAAGGAACCACUCCAAGAGCUGAGGAAUAAAGUCAUCAAUACAACUGAUGUUACAGAACCUGGAGCUGAUGAAACAUUGAUAACACAAAAAGACAUCACCAGAUUAGAUGAUGGCAGUGAGGGUGAAGAAGGUCAUCUCAGCAUGCUGACAGAUGUUCAGCUUGGAAAAGCUGCACCUGACCGAAGAAAGAAGAAAAAGAAGAAAGAUAGCAAGCAGAAACAGCUUGAAUUACAUCAAGAACAGGUGAACCACAUGCGCAAGAAAAAUGGAAUUCAUGUAUGGGGAGCUGAUAUACCUGAACCUCUGGAUUCAUUUGAAAAGUUGGUGGAUCGUUAUGGUGUAAACAAGACGAUUGUAAACAACCUUCAAAAUCAAGGCUUUGCGGAACCAACACCCAUUCAAAUGCAGGCUUGGUCUCUCAUGCUUCAAGGUCGGGAAGUACUUGGCUGUGCACCUACUGGAUCAGGUAAAACUGCUGCCUUCUUGGUUCCUAUAUUGCAUCAGCUGGGUGGUCCGCAGCGGAAAGGAUUUCGUGCUGUUGUGCUUUCUCCUACACGUGAGCUUGCCAGACAAACACACAGGGAAUGUGUGAGGCUUGCUGAAGGGCUGGGAAUACGUGCAUUCAUCAUUAGUAAUGUCAGCAAAGCCCGGGAGAAAUUUGGCCCUCAGUCUUCUCAGAAGUUUGAUGUGCUUGUCACAACACCAAACCGUUUAAUAUACCUCCUGCAGGAACAUGAUGGUCUACCGCUCAGUUUAUCAAAAGUGGAAUGGCUUAUCGUGGAUGAGAGUGAUCGUUUAUUCGAAGCAGGAGUGCAUGGCUUCAGAGACCAGUUGGCAGCAGUGUACCAAGCCUGCACUGGACCCAAUAUUAAAAGAGCUUUGUUUUCUGCGACGUUUGCCCACGAAGUUCAACAUUGGUGCAAACUAAACCUUGAUAAUGUUGCUAUGGUAUCAGUAGGCCUCAGAAAUACUGCAUCAGAGGAUGUGAAGCAAGAUUUAAUGUACUGCGGGGAUGAAAGUGGAAAACUCUUAGCUCUUCGAGAUAUUUUCCGAAAGGGAUAUGAGCCUCCAGUGCUGUUGUUUGUACAAACCAAAGAGAGAGCAAAGGAAUUAUUUAAGGAGCUGAUAUAUGACAAUAUUAUGGUUGAUGCUAUCCAUUCAGAUCGCACACAACUGCAGCGUGACAAUGUCGUUCGAGCAUUUAGAGAACGAAAAAUUUGGGUCUUGAUAUGUACAGAGCUCAUGGCCCGUGGUAUCGACUUCAAGGGUGUCAAUCUCAUAAUCAAUUAUGAUUUCCCACCAUCAGCAAUCAGUUACAUCCAUAGAGUGGGACGAACAGGAAGAGCUCAUCACCAAGGGCAUGCAAUUACAUUCUGGACAAUGGCUGACAAGCCUUACCUAAGAAGUGUUGCACAUGUGAUUAAGAGCUCUGGUCAAGAUGUUCCGAGUUGGAUGCUUACACUUAAGAAACCAAAGAAAAAUGAAAAGAAGAGGUUAUCUACCCAGCAGCCAAAACGAGGUCACGUCUCACAAGGGGUUCUUUAUGAGCAGUUCAACAAGCGUAAACGAAAGGAAAUGGUGAUGAAAAGCAGAAAAAGAAAGUUAAUGAAAAGUGCAAAAGAAAAUGGAGAAGAAAAGGAAGUGAACGGAGACAUGGAUGUGGCUCAAGAGGCAGUAAACAAACAGAUGAAGAAAAAGAAGAGAAAUUUAAAUAUUGUUGGUAAUCAAUAAAGAACAUCACAAAGUC